AUGGAUUCAUCUCAAGACGAAGAUGGGUCAAGUCGCGAUAGAAAUAAGAGUGUGAUGAAUGAAGAUUUAAGUUGUGACUUCAUUAGUGAACAGAUAGGGAAAGCCUUGGAGAAUUUAUCUCCGUUCAUUGUUAAGAAACUAAAUGAGACUCUCGAAGGAGCGAUGAGCGAUUCUAUCGCAACCAAAAUAAGAGAAGAAGUGGCCUUCGCGGUACAGGAAGUAUUUGAUAAACGCUUUCCUAAAGAGAAAGUACCGGAAGCACAAAAUGCUGAAGAACAACCGAAGCCUAAGAAUGAAAAGCCUUAUGAUCUUAAGAGUUUCACUAUUGUUAACCCUCCCAAAUACAACAAGAUAGGAGAGGAUGCGACGGUGAAGAUGGAGUGGGCUGAUUUUAAGGUGGCCUUUUUCAAAGAAUUUCGAUCCGAAGCCGAUGUGACUAGGCUUAGGAGUGAGUUUUUGAAUGACUCGCAAGGCACCUUAAAUGUGAAUGAAUUCCGGGUAAAAUUUCUAGACAAAGCUCAAUUUUGUCCGGAGUAUUUGAAGGAGCAUUUCUAUCGCAAGCUUCCCAAGAGUAUUCGAGAAAAGAUUACUCUACUUCAAAUUGAAUCGUUUACCCAACUAGUGGAUGUGGCAAGAUGGCAUGAGGUUGAACAAGGCAUGCCGGAUGAUGAGUCUUCGAAGAAAAAGGCGGAACAAGGUAACUCUCCAAACAAGAAGUUUCGGCCUAGUGGAAGUUCGGGGGGUAAUUCAAAUAGAAGAAACAUUCCCACUUGCAAUAAUUGUGGGAAACAUCAUUCUGGAGUAUGUCUCUCACCAUCUAAGAAAGGAUGCUUCAAUUGUGGCCAACUGGGUCACAUUAGCCGAGAUUGUAAGUUCCCUCUUAGCAAGCCUACCGUAUGUUUCAAGUGCUUCAAUGAAGGGCACAUGAAGAGUGCUUGCCCAUUGUUGUCGGAAGAAGAAAGGCAAGCCGAAGUAAGAAAAGCAAAUGAAAGAAAGUUAGCGAAACAAGUAGGGAAUCCUAGGUGA
Erigeron canadensis is the source of this 1026-nucleotide messenger RNA. RefSeq lists its product as uncharacterized. The coding region runs from base 1 to 1026 and encodes 341 amino acids. NCBI's taxonomy places the organism in Eukaryota, Viridiplantae, Streptophyta, Magnoliopsida, Asterales, Asteraceae. The transcript has 2 exons. Gene Ontology annotation, molecular function: zinc ion binding; nucleic acid binding. The record is from RefSeq and is a predicted model, not a curated record.